This is a messenger RNA of Microtus ochrogaster (prairie vole), 1865 nucleotides long. It is a transcript of the gene Afg2b, whose product is annotated as spermatogenesis-associated protein 5-like protein 1. Lineage: Eukaryota; Metazoa; Chordata; Mammalia; Rodentia; Cricetidae. Gene Ontology annotation, biological process: retrograde protein transport, ER to cytosol; mitotic spindle disassembly; autophagosome maturation. Gene Ontology annotation, molecular function: ATP hydrolysis activity; polyubiquitin modification-dependent protein binding; ATP binding. The record is from RefSeq and is a predicted model, not a curated record. The transcript has 4 exons. Gene Ontology annotation, cellular component: nucleus; VCP-NPL4-UFD1 AAA ATPase complex; cytosol. The coding region runs from base 417 to 809 and encodes 130 amino acids.
UUAUCACUUCCAUGUUAAAUAUCUUUAAAUAAGACAACUUUUAAUGACUAUCUAUCACUGACUUUUUUAUUUACUAAUUUCCCAGGUCUUAAGCACUUAGAGUCUUCAUUUUUCUGUUUUAAUGUUUGCAGAUAGCAAAGUGAAAAUAGUCACCGGAUGGCGUGUGACGUUAUGUUUUUUUUCCCCUCACUAAGGUAUUUCGACAAGCAAGAGCCAAUACUCCAGCGCUUGUGUUUUUGGAUGAAAUUGACUCAGUCUUGGGGUCUCGCUCAGUCGGCACCUUGGGAUGUGAUGCUCGGGAGCGAGUUCUUUCAGUUCUGCUGAAUGAGCUCGAUGGUGUGGGAGUUAGGACGGUAGAGAGAAGAGGGAGUAAAUCAGACCACCAGGAAUACCAAGAGAUUCUUCAUCGGAAUGUCAUGAUCGUUGUGGCAACCAAUAGGCCUGACGUCUUAGAUGAGGCCUUGCUGCGGCCUGGAAGACUGGAUAAGAUGAUCUAUGUCCCCCCUCCUGAUCAGGAGGGCAGGCUUUCUAUUUUAAAAGUCUGUACAAGCAACAUGCCGAUAGGACCUGAUGUUUCCUUAGAAAAGCUAGCGGCAGAAACGGGUUUUUUCUCUGGAGCCGAUCUUAGAAACCUCUGCAAAGAGGCUGCCUUGUUUGCUCUGCAAGAGAAUGGACUGGAAGCAACCUCAGUGAAACAAGAGCACUUCAGGGAAUCGCUUAGGACUGUGAAGCCGUCCUUGAGUCGGGAAAGCUUGACAGUGUAUGAAAACUUAUUUAAGAAAGGACUUUCUGCCUUGGAAGAUAAUUAAAUUUUUAUUUUAUUCAGUUUUUCACUUUCUUAUGGUUUGCAACUUCACACUUUCCAGAGAGAGAGAGAGAGAGAGAGAGAGAGAGAGAGAGAGAGAGAGAGAGAGAAACUUGCCCUGAUAAACACCAUCUUACUUCUAGAAAGUAUAUUAAAACACUAAUAAAAAGUGUGUGUGUGAUUUUGUUAGGAUAGUUAUAUUUGGUUGCUUUUUGUGGCUCUGACGUGAUGUCACGUUUACAGGAAAGUUGUGGGACUAGAACAGAGGACUUCAGCGUUCUCCAGCCCAGAUUCUUCCGUUUAGCAUUUCGUCAUUGUUCUCUGUCCUUCCUCCACACACACAGUUUUCUGAACAGUUGGCGACUGGGAUACAGUCAUACAUCGCUCUACUUGGGGAGGACACUAAGAAGCGUGUCAUUAGGCGGUUCUGUCCCGAAUGCCAUAGAGUAACGCAGUGACAGCGACCACACUGCCAGGGAAAGCCUUGGGAGGUCACUGUCAUACAUCCCUGUCUCUUAAACACUGUCUGACUCCUCCUCGGUUCUAGCUAGUGUUUAGUGUGUGCGUCUUACAAAUAACAUUGUCUCAUACUGCAGUUCUCUCACCAAGCUCAGGAAAUUAAACAUCAACACAGUAUUUUAAUGUAUCCAGUGAGUUCCUCUCUCUGUCCCUGUGAUGGCCUACGUAAUCAUCACGUAAUCAUCUUUUUCUGUCAGAGGAUCUAGUCUGGGGUUACACCUUGACUUUAGCUAUCAUGAGUCUUCCAUCUUUUACUUGGAAACAGUUCUCGGUCUUUCCUGGCCUACGUCUUUGGAAACAGACCAGUUUUUGGUAGACCGGUCAGCUCCAGCACGUCUGCACUUCUUUGGAUGUACGUUUUGUGUCACUGUGGUUGUUCUUCGUCCUCUCCGCUGGAGGCACAGUGCGCUCCGUGUUGUUGGUGAUGUUCAUCCUGUCCCCCCCAUUGUGUGGUUUCUCCUUUGUAGUCUUAACUCCCCCACUUUGUAAUUGUAAUUGGAGGCCGUAGUUUGGUCUGUAUGUUUUUAUUUUUAUAGAAGCA